Molecule: messenger RNA, 1455 nt
Organism: Colletotrichum godetiae
Lineage: Eukaryota; Fungi; Ascomycota; Sordariomycetes; Glomerellales; Glomerellaceae
Exons: 5
Coding region: 1-1455 (484 amino acids)
Biological process (GO): regulation of transcription by RNA polymerase II
Molecular function (GO): DNA-binding transcription factor activity, RNA polymerase II-specific; RNA polymerase II cis-regulatory region sequence-specific DNA binding
Source: RefSeq, a predicted model, not a curated record
AUGGCUCUCACGGAACAGACAGCCCCGCCCCAGGCUUGGGGUCGCUGGCAGCAACAGCCCGCCGGCCACGACUACGCAAUGAUGGAUAACACAGCCUUUGUGCAGUACGACUCGAGAGCGGCUACCUCUGCUCCCAUGAACGGUGCUAUCAUGGCUCCUCAGUACAUGGUUGGAUCACACUACGGCGUUGCAUCUAUGCCCGCAAUGGGUCACCAUUGCCCGACUCAGAACCACUUCGCGUAUGCCCAAUAUGAAUCACCUCCGAACAACAUGAACAUGCCCUUCAGAGUACCAGCUCAACAAGAACGACCGAUCAUGCCCGUGGCAGCUCCGGAGCAUGAAGUCCCGCGCGCCAGCUCCUAUCCUCAGGAGUCACCUCUGGGACAAACCGACCGACACCGCAGCCCAUCAACCCGAAGCGAGACAAAGAUGAGCAACCCAAAGACACCCCAUCCCCUCAACACCAAGGAAAUCAAGUUCAACAAGCCCACGAGCGCGGAUGCGGUGAACUUCACAACUGCCAUCGACACUCUCAUGAAGGCGAUUCAGAAGAGGCACGACACGGAUGAUAUCGUCAAGGGCGUCCCAGAAACCGAAAAGGUUGUCAAGCCGGAGCCCAGAUCUCCCAAGCCGACCCCGGCUGUUUCGGCUCCUACGCCCUCUACAACAACGGACUCGUCGGAUGCUCCCAAGACCAAGCGAUAUGUUUGUGACAUUGAUGGUUGCGGCAAGAGCUUCUACCAAAGCACCCACUUGGACACUCACAAGCGCGCUCACACUGGUGAAAAGCCAUACCAUUGCCAAUGGCCGCACUGUGACCGAACUUUCUCCCAGCCUGGUAACCUCAAGACUCAUAUGCGCCGCCACACUGGCGAAAAGCCUUUCCGCUGUGAACAAUGCAGCAAAGUCUUUGCUCAGCGUGGCAACCUCCAGACACACAUGGCCACGCACACCAAUGCAAAGCCAUUCGUCUGCAAGCUCGAUUCAUGCAACAAGAUGUUCACCCAAAGAGGCAAUCUCAAGAACCACCAAAACAAGUACCAUGAGAAGACCCUCAUGGAAAUGACCGACUGGAUCGUCUCCAUUUCCGAUAUCGACGGCUUGUCCGAUGACCAACGAGAGAUGUACUGGUACUUCGCCAACCUCUACAAGAACAGCAACAAGGGUAUCAAGGGCCGUGGCAAGGAUCGCAGGGUCAGCAACCGUGUCUCAAAGUCCAGGACUGCUCCCUCAUCCUAUCCCGUCAAGCGCGUUCCCAAUCCCGCUAGCCUCGCAGCAUACAGCUCGAAGAGAUUGCCUCCCCCGGAGCAGUACAUGCAACAUCACCAGCACGGCUACGAGGUUUACGACACGGACAUGGACCAGUCCUCGAGCGCAAGCAGCCCUAGAUACGACGGCAUCCCUGCUACCUACCGAGACCGCAUGUACCACCAGUCCAGUCAUGCCAUCUACUAA